Necator americanus (New World hookworm) is the source of this 1365-nucleotide messenger RNA. RefSeq lists its product as uncharacterized. Gene Ontology annotation, cellular component: extracellular region. The coding region runs from base 1 to 1365 and encodes 454 amino acids. The transcript is spliced from 10 exons. Lineage: Eukaryota; Metazoa; Nematoda; Chromadorea; Rhabditida; Ancylostomatidae. The record is from RefSeq and is a predicted model, not a curated record. Gene Ontology annotation, molecular function: cytokine activity; growth factor activity.
AUGGGAUGCGCCUACGCGUUCAACAUCAAUUUAGAAUCGCAUGAGAAUUAUGAAGGUGUGUGCAGCUCCACAACUACUUGCGCGGACGAGUCAAACUGCCAACGGUACCAACUUAUCGACCCUGGAGGAAUGAAAGGCUUGGUUGGCAUUGGCGGCAGUUUGGAACCGUCGAUCGAUUUCGCGGUACGGAAAGAAAAGAGGAAGAGCACCGAGGGAUUGGAGUCAGCUAUGGCUACAAUUACCUUUUAUUCUUUCACAUUUACGUGUGUGCUGCUGCAUCCACUCCUCGUAUCAGGAAAAGGUCUACUGUUAUUGGAGGAGAGGGGCGAGCAAACAAUUGUCCAUCCCCUGAGUGGGGUCGCUACUAGUGUGAUUGAGGGCCAUGUACUGGAUAUUCUGGAACUUGAAGAACCACCACCUCGUGUCUCAAUCCUUAAGCGCAAUGAUAAGAUUGCAAACUUCAUGGCUCAAUUAUACCACGACCUUGAACAGAAAGAUGAAAGUUUUGCUUCUAAUGGUUUACCGAACGGGGAAGAAUGGAGUUCCGCUGACAGAAUAGUUUCCUUUUCGCCUGUAGAGACAAGCUUCUCGAAAGGAAUACUCGAAGCUAAAUUUGAUGGUGCUGAUUUGCCGUCGAAGAAGGAGUCUCAUCUAGUCGCUGCGCAGCUGCGGAUAUUUCUACCCAAAAAUAUUGGAUUCACAAAAGUCUCGAUAUACAACAAUAUAUCGGGAUUCCUUGAACUAGUUGAUUCAACAAUAGCUACAUCGCGGGAUAAAACCAUAGGUUUCAACGUUACACGUAUAGUAUCUAACUGGGUAGAUGGGUUACCUGAACGAAGGAUCUUCAUAAGACUGGAUGAAGGAAUCGAUUCACCUCACAUGUUCACAGGGGAGCUUGAAAGUUUUAUUAUAUCUUUCUUCGUUGACGGAAGUUUUGAUGUUCCUAAUCGAAGAAAAAGAUCAAGACGAGCUGCUGAACCAGUUACUGGAACAGUUACUAUCAAAAAGGAGGAAAUAGUAGGAAGAUCAUCUCGUGGUGAAACGGAAGGGUGUCAUGUGCAAAGCCUGUACCUCAACUUUGCUGACAUAGGAUGGAGAGAAUGGGUCAUCGCUCCCGAAGGGUACUCAGCAAAUUACUGCUCUGGUGCUUGUUCCAGUGAUUCUCCUAUGCAUAGCAAGAUGAAUGCUACUAACCAUGCUAUUGUUCAAACGUUGGUUCAUUUGGUGGAUCCGAAACGCGCGGACGAGGCAAAAUGUGCGCCAGUGCAUUUGUCGCCGGCAAAAAUACUGUUCAUCGAUAAUCAUGGAAAUGUUGUGAUGAGAAGAUAUCAAGACAUGUCAGUGCAGGAAUGUGGAUGUCUCUAA